Molecule: messenger RNA, 880 nt
Organism: Nipponia nippon (crested ibis)
Lineage: Eukaryota; Metazoa; Chordata; Aves; Pelecaniformes; Threskiornithidae
Source: RefSeq, a predicted model, not a curated record
GAUUUUACUGGACUCGGCUUUGGACGAGUCAGUGGCCCAAGUUAAGGAGUACAUCGCCAGGUUCGCCGCCGAAUGUCAGUCCUGGGAUCAGCUCUUGCUGCGCUACCAGGAGAGCGCCGAAGAAAUGUCCAGGCAGCUGGCGGAGUGCAAGCGGAACGGAGGCCGGGCAGAGCCGCGCGGUUACCUCCGGACCUCUCAGGCCGCCGUCCUCAGCAGCAAACCCAACUACCAGGAGAUCCUGGAUGAGCAGGCGGAGGUCCUGAGCUGCGUGGAGCUCGUGCUCGACGAACUACAGCAAGGGGUGAAGCUGCUGCAGGCCUUCAGCGAGGACAGCCGGCAGUACCUGCAGCGCCUGUCGGAGCAGCUCGGUAAGCGGGAGCGGGUGUACGUGAAGCUGGCGCCGCUGGCCGCCGCCGAGACGGCCGUCUUCGCCAUCAAGCUGAGCGCCAAGAGCAAAGCCCUCCCGCAGCACACGAAAAUAGGGGAAAUGGGGAGCUUUGCCGUCUGGUGUAAAAAAGGGCCGGUUCCGAAAUCCAGCCCCCAGCCCGUCCCCAAACCGCGGACGAUCGGCGCAGGCCUGAAGCAGCUCUCGCUCCAACCCCCUGACUCAGACCAGAAGUCGCCCCUGGCUCGCUGCAGCACCAACCGCGCUUCCCAGCACGAAUCUCUCUACGACACCUCCAACAUCUACGGCCUCUCAGCUAUGGAUGGCGUGCCCUUCGCCCUACACCCCCGAUUCGAAAGCAAGCUCGCUCCUGGCAGUAACGCUAUCCUCUCAGACCUGAACGUCAAGUCGCUUGCCGAUAUCGAGAAAGAGUACAAUUAUGCUUUCGUAGUGGAAAGGACGGCCGCUGCCAGGCUCCCGCCCAGCAUCUGCUAG